GUCUAUAAUCCGAAUUUAUGUUCAAAAUUAUACAAAGAUUUAUAUAACUUGAAAUCAAUAAAUAUUAACCUCAAAAUAAAAAUGAACAAUAAGUCAAGGAUUUUCUAAGAUGUUCUAUUUAUUUCGAUAUUCCAAGCAAGAGUUGGUAAUCAUUAAAACUAAUAUCUUAUCGAUUAUCGAAAAAAGAUUAUAGGAAAAAAUGUGUACGUCAUAUUGGGGAUACAAAUUUAUUUAAACAAAUACAAUUCCAAUACUGAAAGCAAGCAGUAUUAUAAGGAAUUUUAUUUCUCUAACAUCUCCAAGUAAUACUUAUUGAAUAUAUUUUUAUAAAAAGACAUUCAUAGAGGUUAAAUAAUUGCUCAAAAAUGGCUCAAAGUGCUUCUCUUUUAACACGUAUAAUGGCUACUUCUACAUUGGCUGCAGCACGGGCAGGAAAAAUAAUUCGUGAAGUUAUGGAUCAAGGAAAAUUAAAAAUUGUAGACAAGGGUAAAAAUGAUUUACAAACUGAAGCUGAUCGAUGCGCACAGAAGUGUAUUAUAACUUCUUUAAGUCGACUAUUUCCAAACAUUACUAUUAUCGGAGAAGAAGAACCAAAUAAUUGUGAAAUACCAUCCGAUUGGAUUGUUACCGAUGUGGAUGAAGAUAUGUUGAAAUUGAAAUUACCAUCACAUCUUGAGAACGUAGAUCCAAAAGAUAUAUGUGUUUGGGUAGAUCCUUUAGAUGGAACAUCUGAAUAUACACAAGGACUUGUAGAACAUGUCACUGUAUUGGUAGGAGUAGCAAUUAAAGAGAAAGCAGUCGGAGGUGUGAUUCAUCAACCAUAUUAUAAGGAUAAAAUAAAGGGUGAAUUAGGUCGUACAUUAUGGGGAAUCGAUGGAGUAGGAUAUGGUGGAUUUGAACAAAGUGCACCUCCCUGUGGAAAAAGAUUCAUUACAACCACACGUUCACACUCGAAUACAAAUGUUCAAGCUGCUAUAAAUGCUUUAAAACCAGAUGAAGUUAUUCAUGUGGGUGGUGCAGGUUAUAAAGUAAUCCUUCUUUUGGAGGGGAAAGCACAUGCCUAUGUAUUUGCUAGUCAAGGUUGUAAGAAAUGGGAUACAUGCGCACCUGAAGCAGUGUUGCAUGCAUGCGGUGGAACUUUAACUGACUUUUAUGGAGAAAAAUAUGCGUAUCAUCCUGAAACAAUACGUCCAAAUUUAAGAGGUGUUUUAGCUACUGCUCCUGCCGAGAAACAUCAGUGGUAUUUAAAUCAAAUACCAGAAGAAGUCAAAGAAUAUUUAGAAAAACGCAAGUAGUUUUUUUUAUGGUUAUACUUUUUAUAACAUUCCUCAAUGUGAAUUAGUGAUUUAUUUAUUAUAUAUUAAUUAAUAAUUUGUAAUAUUUCUUUUCUAUAUUAGAAAAGUUAUUUAUGAUUUAGGUAUAUCAUAAUUGCAAAACAUUAAAUCUAUGAAUGAAUCAUGCUUAUAACUGUUAUAUCAAAUUUUAGCGGUUAAAAAUUUGUGAGAAGUAAUUCAUUUGUUUUUAUAUUAGCAGUGUUUAUUACUCUAUGGUAAUUAGUUGAAAAAUUGAUUAAAAUUAUAUAAAAUGUAGGGAAUAAUGAUUAAUUGGAAUAGGUAAUAAUAUGAUUAAUAUUGGGUAAAAAAAAAGAUUGAAUCUAUACUUAUACAAUUCUUAUUUAUGCGACUAGAAUAAUUGUCUUACAAUAAUGUCAAUAUUACACAAUUUGAUAUAAAAAUGUAUGGUAGUACUAUUACCAUAUUUAAUAAAAAUUGUAAAUUUU
This is a messenger RNA of Polistes canadensis, 1780 nucleotides long. Its product is annotated as 3'(2'),5'-bisphosphate nucleotidase 1. Gene Ontology annotation, biological process: phosphatidylinositol phosphate biosynthetic process. Bases 366 to 1295 code for a protein of 309 amino acids. Gene Ontology annotation, molecular function: 3'(2'),5'-bisphosphate nucleotidase activity. The record is from RefSeq and is a predicted model, not a curated record. NCBI's taxonomy places the organism in Eukaryota, Metazoa, Arthropoda, Insecta, Hymenoptera, Vespidae. The transcript is spliced from 5 exons.